AAAUAUCCAUAAAAAUUAGAGAUUCUCUCUACAUCUUGGAAUUUUUUCGCGCGCUAUGCACAUUCCCGGUCAGUUACGACGAGAAAAGUAAUCAAUUUGUGAACCAGAAUAAACUGAAUUUAUAUUACCUUAUAUCAUCUAUAACUAUUUAUACAUCGUUUUGCUACACAAUAUACUUUUUGAUAGCGUCUGUGGAGGUAAGCACAGUCAGAGUAUGGACAUCAAUUAUUAUCAAAAUCAUUAGAGUACUGAUGGGCAUUAGAAACGUAAUGAUAUGCUUCAGCAAACGGCAAAAAAUUGUAAAUUUUUUAAACUGGUUGACAACAUUCGACACGAAGCUUUAUAAAGCAGGAGUGAGCAUGGAUUUUCGAUCAAUCAAGUAUUUAAUGAUUAUUAGGAGCUUCUUCAUAACUUUAACAGUGACAGUGAACCCAGUGGUAUGCACGUUAAGUAGACAAGACAUGAACAUCUGUUUUGAACAUUUCAUAAGUUACAAUCUGACAUUUAUUAUCAACUCCAUGAUUAUGCUGCAGUUCUCAGUAUAUGUUUUUAUUCUCUGGCAGAGAUUAAGGGUUAUAAAUAACUCCAUAACAAAUAUGGUGACAAAUGGCAGUUUGAGUUUCACAAAUGAUAAAUACCCUCCAAUACUUUACAAGAAACAAGAGAUGGACACGUUGCUGAAGCUAUUAUGUGCUAUGCAUAACGAAAUUUGCAAUAAUGCAAAACUGUUGAAUGAAAUAUUCUCAGAGGUCAUUCUUCUAACUAUAAUCAAAACAUUUGCAGACAUAUUGAAUGGCCUACACACGCUAAGCUCUAAAACUCAAUUAAUAUUAAUUAUAUUUGAUUGUUCUUGGGGAGUUGCACUACUGAUUGAAGUGGUCUUCAUUUUGAUACCUUGUACAUCAACUAGACAUGCUGUAUGUAUCAUUGUUAAAUGAAAUUCAAUAAUUACAAGAAACUACUCUUUUCUAGUCACAAAGAACUGCAGAAAUUUUAAAUAUGAUGGAUGUUUCAAGUGACAAAAGUCUAAAGUUUGAAGUGAG
Messenger RNA from Nicrophorus vespilloides, 1043 nucleotides. RefSeq lists its product as uncharacterized. NCBI's taxonomy places the organism in Eukaryota, Metazoa, Arthropoda, Insecta, Coleoptera, Silphidae. The coding region runs from base 252 to 938 and encodes 228 amino acids. Gene Ontology annotation, cellular component: membrane. Gene Ontology annotation, biological process: sensory perception of taste. The record is from RefSeq and is a predicted model, not a curated record. The transcript is spliced from 2 exons.